AAACAUCGAAAACGAUAUGGACAACUCUUCUUGGGCCGAAAAGUUUCUCACCAGAGCACUUCCUUCACAGCAGCCAUGAGCCACCAACCCCUUCACAAAAUUUUCGAUUUUAAUAAAUUAAUUUUCAUUUCAUAUUCAUAAUAAUCGUCUUCUCCUUCUCUUCUUCAAUGGCUGCUUUAGCUACCAGCCUUUCUUCCCUCUGUAGCCGCUUGAAAACAUCUUCCUCCGACAAAUUGCUUAUCAAACUCCCUCCUCCUCGUACAAUUGGUCUGGCGCUACCAACCGAACUGAAAUGUUGUGUCCGAAAACACGAGGUGUCAGUUGGGUGUAGUGUUUGGUCGGAAUCAGAAAGUGGGGAUGAAUCUAGUACCAGCGCCGCAGCUGCUUUGAAAGACGAGCUUUUUGUCCAAUUCUUUCGGGAAUCUUGGCCUUAUUUUCUCGCACAUCGUGGCAGCACUUUUGUUGUUCUUAUUUCUGCUGAACUUGUUGACCAUUCUUCACUUCUUGAUUCUAUUCUCAUGGAUAUAGCGUUGCUCCGUGGACUGGGGAUUAAGUUUGUUCUUGUGCCGGGGACUCAUGUGCAGAUUGACAAGCUAUUGCACGAGAGAGAAAGUGAACCAAAGUAUGUUGGACGGUACAGGAUUACUGACCCCAAAUCUCUUGAGGCUGCAAUGGAUGCAGCCGGGAGAAUACGUAUCCUGAUUGAGGCAAAGCUGUCUGCUGGGCCCUCCUUGUGCAGUAUUCGCCGACAUGGAGAGAAUAGACGCUGGCAUGAUGGUGUCAGUGUUGUAAGUGGCAAUUUUCUUGCGGCAAAGCGAAAGGGAGUCGUCGAAGGAAUUGAUUAUGGCGCAACAGGUGAAGUUAAGAAAGUUGACGUGGCACGCAUACGCGAGAGGCUGGAUCAAGAUUCAAUAGUUAUUUUAAGUAACAUCGGCUAUUCCAGCUCUGGUGAAGCAUUAAAUUGCAACACCUAUGAAGUUGCUACUGCCUGUGCAUUGGCUCUUGGAGCAGAGAAGCUUGUUUGUGUUAUAGAUGGUCCUAUUUUGGAUGAGGGUGGACGUCUUAUUCGUUUUUUAACACUUCAAGAUGCAGACACAUUGAUCAGGAAACGUGCCAAACAAAGUGAAAUAGCUGCGAAUUAUGUAAAAGCUGUUGGUCAGGAAGACAUAAAUUCUCUAAGCAUGAACAGCAAUGGCAAUGGGUUUAGUGGUCACUAUAAUGCUACUUUUCAGAAUGGUGUUGGUUUCGAUCAUGGAAAUGGACUAUGGCCUGGUGAACAGGGAUUUGCUAUUGGUGGUCAAGAGAGACUGAGUCGAUUAAAUGGUUACUUGUCAGAAUUGGCUGCUGCAGCUUUUGUGUGCAGAGGUGGUGUUCAAAGAGUUCAUUUAUUAGACGGGAAUAUUGGAGGUGUUCUACUGAAGGAGUUGUUUCAACGAGACGGAGUUGGGACUAUGGUUGCUAGUGAUCUAUAUGAAGGAACAAGGAUGGCUAAGGUAGGAGAUUUUUCAGCAAUAAGACAAAUAAUACAACCAUUAGAAGAUUCCGGCACAUUAGUCAAACGCACUGAUGAAGAGCUACUCAAGGCCUUGGAUUACUUUAUUGUUGUGGAGAGAGAGGGUCAUAUCAUUGCUUGUGCGGCUCUGUUUCCUUUCUUUAAAGAAAAGUGUGGCGAAGUUGCUGCAAUUGCUGUUUCUCCUGAUUGCCGUGGACAAGGGCAGGGUGACAAAUUACUUGAUUACAUUGAGAAGAAAGCAUCUUCUCUUGGGCUUCAGAUGCUGUUUCUGCUUACAACCCGCACAGCUGACUGGUUUGUGAGACGAGGCUUCUCUGAAUGUACAAUUGAUCAUAUACCAGAGAAUAGGAGGAAAAAAAUCAACUUGUCACGCAGAUCUAAGUAUUAUAUGAAGCAGUUGCUGCCAGACACCAGUGGCAUUCGUUUUGAUAGCAUGUUUUAUUAGAGUUAUAGAAAUAUAAAUCGAAAAGCUUCAAAAUUGAGUCAGUCAGCUUAAAGUUCAUAUGUUGCUCUGACAUGAAUGUUUACACAUUGAGCCAUGCUUGGUUUAUGCCGAAUGGGGUGAAAUGUGAAGUCAGUCCAGCACACAUGAAUUCUAUGUAUGUGGUAGCUGUAUCAGUAUGGACAUCUCUAGGGCCGGGAAAGCCUGUCAAACUUUUGUAGUUAGAAAUAUAUUUUACAUUGACAAUGUUUUAAGCCAA
Messenger RNA from Daucus carota subsp. sativus, 2214 nucleotides. RefSeq names its product probable amino-acid acetyltransferase NAGS1, chloroplastic. Gene Ontology annotation, cellular component: cytoplasm. The transcript has 10 exons. Lineage: Eukaryota; Viridiplantae; Streptophyta; Magnoliopsida; Apiales; Apiaceae. Gene Ontology annotation, biological process: L-arginine biosynthetic process. Gene Ontology annotation, molecular function: L-glutamate N-acetyltransferase activity, acting on acetyl-CoA as donor. The coding region runs from base 168 to 1958 and encodes 596 amino acids. The record is from RefSeq and is a predicted model, not a curated record.